AAUAGUUGUUGAAGGGUUAAAUUAUUUUGGAUGCCGCCGUAGCAACGGAGGAUUUUGGCACCGACCUCCGCUUUCCUCACCAACUUGGCGUUGCUCGCUUGCAGAGUUCAUCCCAUCGUGUAAAGGCGAAAAUGUCGGUCACCCUCCAUACGAAUCUCGGGGACAUAAAAUGUGAGAUAUUCUGCGACGAGGUGCCCAAAACCGCCGAGAACUUCUUGGCGCUCUGUGCUAGUGAUUAUUAUGAUGGAACUACAUUUCAUCGAAACAUUAAAGGAUUCAUGAUCCAGGGUGGAGACCCUACUGGCACCGGCAAGGGAGGGACAAGCAUUUGGGGCAAGAAGUUCAAUGAUGAGAUCCGUGAGUCACUUAAGCACAAUGCCAGGGGAAUACUAUCAAUGGCAAAUAGUGGACCGAACACCAAUGGAAGCCAGUUUUUCAUCACCUAUGCAAAGCAACCUCAUCUAAAUGGCCUUUACACCAUCUUUGGGAAAGUAAUCCAUGGUUUUGAAGUUCUUGAUAUUAUGGAGAAGACACAGACAGGGCCAGGAGAUCGGCCUCUUGCUGAGAUUAGAUUGAACCGGGUGACCAUUCAUGCUAACCCUCUUGCUGGUUGAAGGAGAUCUUUGGUCAUGUUGGACCUUCUGAACAGUGAAUCAAUAGCACUUUCAUCAUGCAGCUUACUUCAAUCAUGUGAUUAAUUUCGCUCAAAAUUAAAAUUUUAAACAAAAUUAGCAAACCAUACAAGCAGUGCAAUUAAUUUGAGUUGUAGUACUGCUUACUGUGUAUAAAUCUGUACCGCUGGUGAACGCAUAAAACGCUUUUGAUAUGUCUCAUCAUUGCGUUUUGGAAUCCUUAUAAAGACAUUGAGCUCUGCUACAGUUUUAGGGAGGAAUAUUUUCAUAAUAUCAACAAGGAAUUCAGUGAUUGUGGGCCUCAGGAUGAUUGAGAAGAAAUGGAAUGAAAAAUAUAUUGUCAUCAUGAACCUAAACGAUCGAUUUGUAAUUUUUUUUUUAUUUUUUCAAUUUCAUUUUCCCUGAAGUUUGUAGCUUUCUUUAUGCAGUGAAAAGCUUUACUUUUAUUUAUUCCUCUUUCAUUUGGGAUAUAAAGAUG
This is a messenger RNA of Phalaenopsis equestris, 1110 nucleotides long. Its product is annotated as peptidyl-prolyl cis-trans isomerase CYP18-1. NCBI's taxonomy places the organism in Eukaryota, Viridiplantae, Streptophyta, Magnoliopsida, Asparagales, Orchidaceae. Gene Ontology annotation, molecular function: peptidyl-prolyl cis-trans isomerase activity. Gene Ontology annotation, cellular component: catalytic step 2 spliceosome. The coding region runs from base 132 to 614 and encodes 160 amino acids. The record is from RefSeq and is a predicted model, not a curated record. The transcript has 6 exons. Gene Ontology annotation, biological process: protein peptidyl-prolyl isomerization; protein folding.